CUCUGGAAAUGUUUCUUUUUUGGUCCAGGGCACCUUAAGCAGUUUCCCUUUAAAAGUGAAAUUGUUUAGUACACGCUGCUAUCAUAGGAAGGAGGUGACGUGCCGACAGCCAAUAGGUACCCGGGAGGGCGGUGGCGGCGACGGUACGUCCUGAUAGAAAAGGCGCGGAGUCCGCGCGGCUCCAACCCGUCAAUCAAAAGAGAAAGAAAAACGCUUUGCAAGUCGGUGGCGUUAAAGGAUUACACUAAAUGCAGAGCGAACUCCUCCUCCCCAAUUACUCACACAAGGCUGUGCUUUGCAGAAGAGUAACUUAGUAAAAACAACAAGCCUUCAAGUCUGCAGCAUUUCUUUUGCAUGGAGAUCAGACAUUGCAAAAACCAAACCCUGUAUUUUUUUUCUGUGAUCAACUAACGGCAACACAUCUUCAUGGGAGCUGUUUAAAGAGAGCGGACUUCUUUCCCCUCCCCCUUAAAAACACGGUUCCAAGUGACGUGAUUAUUUUUAUUUUCCUGCGCUUUUUAAGAACGGAGCUGUGGUUUGACCUCGCUUGUCUUUUCCAAAACAAAACCAUUGAGGGAAGAGAUUGAGAGAACUGUGGCUAAAUGCAUGGGCUAGGUCUGCGUCUUAUGGAAGUUCUGGGUUCGAAAUCUGAACAAGACACGUGUAAUUUCCGUCAGUCAGCGAUGCUUUUCCACGGACUCUCGGGGGGUGAAAUGCAGGGAGUUAUGGAGGAGAUGGAAAGACGAUCCAAGAACGAGCCAGGAAUCAGCUCGGGGGUAGACAUGGGGGAGAGAGAAACGACUAUGCCGUCCAUUAGUAACGAGAGACCGGCUCUGUGUGCAGGCUGUGGGGGGAAGAUCUCAGACCGUUAUUAUCUGCUGGCUGUGGACAAACAGUGGCACAUGCGCUGCCUCAAAUGCUGUGAAUGCAAACUGGCCCUGGAAUCCGAACUGACCUGCUUCGCCAAGGAUGGCAGCAUCUAUUGCAAAGAAGAUUACUACAGGAGAUUCUCCGUGCAGAGGUGCGCCAGAUGUCACCUGGGCAUCUCAGCAUCAGAAAUGGUGAUGAGAGCUAGAGACUUGGUCUAUCACUUGAACUGUUUCACGUGUACGACCUGCAACAAGAUGCUGGCGACCGGGGAUCACUUUGGCAUGAAGGACAGCCUGGUGUACUGCAGGAUUCACUUCGAAACUCUGAUUCAGGGGGAAUUUCAGGCUCACUUCAAUCACACGGACGUGGGCACUAAGAGCAGCGCUGCCCUGGGCCUGCCAUUCUACAACGGCAUGGGCACUGUGCAGAAAGGACGGCCCCGUAAGAGGAAAAGCCCAGGACCGGCGGCUGACCUGACAGCUUACAACACAGCGUUAAGUUGUAAUGAAAAUGACGGUGACCACAUGGACAGAGAACAGCAGUACCCUCCCACUCAGAAGACAAAACGCAUGCGCACCUCCUUCAAGCACCACCAGCUGAGGACCAUGAAAUCUUACUUUGCCAUUAAUCACAAUCCUGAUGCCAAGGACCUGAAACAGCUAGCACAGAAGACAGGCCUUACAAAACGAGUUCUGCAGGUUUGGUUCCAAAAUGCAAGAGCAAAAUUCAGAAGGAAUCUAUUACGUCAGGAAAAUGCAGGGGUUGAUAAAGCAUCUGAUGGUACAGUACUUCAAGCAGCAACGCCGUCUGGCCCAGCAUCAGAAAUUUCCAACGCCUCUCUUAGCCCUUCAAGCACUUCUACUACUUUAACUGACUUGACUAACCCUUCUAUGCCAACCGUGACGUCAGUUUUGACGUCUGUGCCUGGUAGCCUCGAAGCCCACGAAUCCCGAAGCCCUACACAAACUACUCUCACAAACCUUUUCUGAGAACUCUUUUACAUGAUUCCUAUGGAGAAGAGGAAAUUCUUAGUUUAAUUAUAACUGUAUUUUUAUUAGAUGCUUUGUACAACUGACUAACAGCACUAUGGAUCUGUACUGAAAACUGAGACAAGUCAAUGUUCUGGAAAAAAAAAGUUUACAAGCUGCGGAGAAUCUUUGCAGAGUUAACUUCGAUGCCCUUUUGUGUAACUGUACAAUUUUGUGGACUGAUCAAGGGAAUGAAAUCAAAAUCUGAACCGUUCAAUAAAGUUGGCUAGGAAUUAUGUGUACUCCUAAGUUUUCAAAGACUGUCAUGUGCCUUAUACACUGUCUCAUAAACACACAAUGGACUGCAUCUGCAUUCAAUUCAGAUUCAUGGGGUUGAUUCUUACCAGUUGUCUUUCUGCUACAUUGAAGGUUCAGAAACCUUUUUAGAAUGUCAAAGUAAAAGGUCAGUAUCAAUAAAGUUGUGCUAAAGUGCGAAAAGGGAAAAAACAUAUUCUGAAUGUUGAAGGUUUGCAGUUUGAGGCUGAAAGCUAGGAAGAGUUGCAUUGUGUCAAAUCACCCUUGAAUUCAUUUGGGGUAACUGUCAUACCUCGAUGAUCACUGCGAAUUCAGGGGUCUUUAACUGUUGCUUGGGAAGGUAGCAUUUGAUUUCAUUGGGCUGUCUCAAAAUCAAACCUCCAGUCAUUUCCUUUUGAUGUUGAGCUUCUGUCCCAUGUACAUUUGUUUUGCAUUAUUUAAUGCAUUCAUGUCUGGGGAUUGUUAAGUAAAUUUAAAAUACUACAGGGCGCCCAGUUUAGCUAACAUAGCAGACCGCAAUGCUUUCAAUGACAUGAAAAGCCUCUUUAAUGAGCCCAAAGCUGUCUGGGGGUGAAAUCAGAUAAUGCCAGCAAUAAAAGGUAGAUGUUAGCAGCUGAUUUUUUUCAAUCUGCCCAAUCUUCUUCGUAUUGAAAUUCAAAGAUUGAAAAUUCAAACUCCAUUUACAGAGCUACUUCCAAGUCAUUCUGUCACAUUUACUUGUUUUGACAUUUAAAAUCUGGGGAAUAUUUUCCAAGUUAAUGGAAAAUAAAAAGCAGACACAGUGUAUAACAGGCUGCUGAAUCACUGUGAGCCUGUGUUUUUGCAGCUGGCAUAGACCCAUUUCACCCCUUUUGGUCUUUGCCUCUCUAAAGAAAUGUCCAUAAUGCAACAUCUGUGAUGUAACACUACUUUUUGAGGGUUCGUCUAUUUUACCUUUCCACACUGGUUGCACUUGGGUUAUUAACUGAUGAUUCGUGACAGUAAGUUAUCUCAAUCUGGGCAAUGAAAUUAUCAUUCAGACUCACAUUAGCUGAUGACCUUAUGUACAACCCCAUAUUCAUACAAAAAGCUUGGAAGACAGCAAUUCAAUGAUUCUUAUUGACAAUGUAUUUACAGGAUUUCCUCUUUCAGUGGCAUUACUGUACAGUUAUGAAGUAGUUUAUCCAAUUUCAAAUGGAUGGUUCCACUUAUUGUUAAUUAUAUGAACAAUUGAAAACAAUUUUGUGAUUGCUUUAUGUAGCAGAGGGGAUGCAUGCAACCUAUUGCAUUAGUCUCAGUGAAUCACAGCUCUCAUAGACCAUCCUGCUCUUUGUGAAAAAUAUUAUUUUGUUCAGAAAAUAAAGACCACAAUGUGGUAAAUUUUAUGUUUAAAAAUAAUAACAUUGGAUUUAAUAACUUUAUAUUACCAAGACUUAAAAAGCAGGAAUGAAAUUUGAAUGUCUUGGAACAAUAACUGUGCUGUCUUUUGCCAAUGGUAGAAGUUAUUCUAACUGCAUAAAGUUUUCUUUCAGUUCAAAAACCUUACUAGUGAACUUUGCUGAUUAACUCUUUGCUUUCCAUCCAUUUUGCCAAAAUAGUUUGACAAAGGAUUUAUUUUGGCACGUAAAACUCAUAGAAAGUCAAUUUUGUGUUUUCUUUUGGCUCUGCAUUUAUUGAGCACUGCAAAUUCCUUCUGUUGGGAUGGAAGGAACAAUGUAGUGUGUGAAACUGCUGCGAUUGCUGGUUAUGCUGUUCCAUGGUCAGCCAGCAGGAGGCAGAUGUGAAGGACUGACCUGUCAAAUGUUCCCCAGAGUCUGAGACAAACCAUUUCACUAGUUCUCUGUGAUUUCCUGUUGAACUGCAAUCCUCACUCCAGGCAGUUUGAAGUGAUUUGAAAGAUAGGCUUGAAUCCCAAUGUGCCUGUUUGUGAAACUAGUGCUCAGCUUCUGAAUUUCCAAGUUCUCGGAAUUCCAGUAAUUUUAGAACAAGGAGGUCUUAGAGAGAUAGGGGAAAACAGUUGCUCAUUUUGUAAAGUUGUUACAUGGGUGAAUAACUCUUUAAAUUUAAAUUUGUAUAAGUGUUGGAUGAUGACGAAUAAGGACUGCUUUUUUUGAAGGCAUCUGCCAUACUAGGUAUUAUUUUGGAGAGGGUAAAACUGAUUGCGAAGUGACUGUAAGCCUGUGGGAAGCUCAAUGUGUUCUAAAUAUAUUAAUUGGCAUUCAAUAAAGAUAAGAGCUCAGUUUCAUGUAAAUAUGCAAGAGAUCUAAGAAGGUUGUACUUUGUGUUUACUGGGAUGGUUUUUAUUUCUCAGUGAUUAUUGUGCUCCUGUUUAAACAAGUUUUAACAGCAUACAAUCUACAAGAAAAUAGCUAUGACAAAAGAUGCCAGGCUUGUAUUGGGUAUCCAAAACAUAAGAUGCCACCUUAACACCAUGUGUCUGUAAUGUAGAAAUAGCUCUAAACUGUGAAACAAGCAUUCAGUUUGAAUAAAACUACCAUUAAAUACAAUGUUGCCAUAUGCUAAUUCCUUUUGGAGGACCUUAAAUGCAUGUCGAGGGAAUUCUUUGUGUCUAUGGCUAAUUACAUUUACAACUUUAACUUUUAGUCUUAAAUAGAGGUACAGGCCAAUUUACAGAUGAGGGAAGUCUGAUAACUGUUAGCUGCCAGGGAUCAUAAAAUGACUAAUAAUAAUAUUUGUUAAAAUGAAAAGUACUAGAGUUUUGGCAGAUUGUACAGUGGGAAAUAAUAUUAUAUAAAGAACAUUCUACUGAAAGUGUGGAUAUUGUAAAUACCACCUUGUGGAAUUCUAUAUUUUUAUUCUUUGAAUGUGAAUGGUAAUUUCAGUGCCCAGAUGAUUGUGACUUCACAUGUAUAAAAAUUCAAUGGGCUAUUUUCGAUGUGAGAGGCAAUUGUUUGAAGUCCCAAUUCCCUUUCUAAUCUCAAACACUGAUUAUAGAGUGAAGAGGCUACUUCCCCUAGUGAAGUGAGUGGCAGUGGUUCACUCACGUGUUUUGGUAGCUGUCAGGAGUCAAUAGCAUCGGCAACAUUCAUAGGUUCUGCAUUUUCACAAUGGUGAACCAGCUGUCAGAAUGCGCUAUGGUACAAUAUGUGCAGUGUACACUACAGGAAUUCGCGGUAAACUCCAGCCAAUUUGCCAACAAUUGGAAGUACUGUGGGCAUCAGUAUCUCAUGAUAAAAAUGAAAUUAUGGAUCAGUUAAACAUGCAUCAAUUACUGAGUGGAUGACAUAUCUUUUAGCAUUCUUUAAAAAAAUGAAAAAAAUUGGAUGAACUAGGUAAAGUAACAAUUGAAAAGACAUUUGACUUACUUAUGAGAGGGAGAUGGAAAUACAUUUAUAGCAGCAAGUUACACAAGACAUGUGAUCAGAGGUUUACAAAGAUACUAUGGAAUUUCAAACAUACACUUCACUGAAUUUGCUGACCCUUUUUAUUGUUCUGAUGUUUGGUCUUGUCUGAUUAUGAGAAGCACGCUGGCUUUGAAUGCUGUACAUUUUCUAAUAUACCAAUUGUACUGUCCUGUACACAUUCUUGUGCAGUUGAAUGUGAUGUAUUAAACAGUCUCCAUUUUUGUUGACACGUAUAAAUUAGUAUAACGUAAUUGACAUUUUUCAAGCGUUUUCUUGGCAAUGAAUUUUGCCUAUAAAUUCAUGUAAUUCAUACAAAGAAAAAAUGGUGGGCAUGUUUCCCUUAGCAGAAAGGCACCCCUGGCUAAAAGAUUGAAGCUAUAAACCCAACAUGACAUAUGUGAUAUGAUAACAAGAUGAAAAAAGAACAUAAGUCCCAUUCAAUUAGAGUCAUUGCAUUCUUUCUUUCUUGAGAUAUGAAAGCUCUUAGAUUAAAGCAAAAGAUUAGACAUUAUUUAGGGGUUAACCAAUUUGUAAAU
This is a messenger RNA of Stegostoma tigrinum, 6033 nucleotides long. Its product is annotated as LIM/homeobox protein Lhx2. Gene Ontology annotation, molecular function: RNA polymerase II transcription regulatory region sequence-specific DNA binding; DNA-binding transcription factor activity, RNA polymerase II-specific. The transcript is spliced from 5 exons. Gene Ontology annotation, biological process: regulation of transcription by RNA polymerase II; neuron differentiation. Gene Ontology annotation, cellular component: nucleus. Bases 603 to 1859 code for a protein of 418 amino acids. The record is from RefSeq and is a predicted model, not a curated record. NCBI's taxonomy places the organism in Eukaryota, Metazoa, Chordata, Chondrichthyes, Orectolobiformes, Stegostomatidae.